CCCCCCUCUCUACUUGAAGCUUAUUUCCCUUUUCUUCCCUACGCCAUUACCAUCGACCACAUAAUGGCUAGCAUCACAUCCACCGCCUUCAAGCAGGCAGGUCGCCUCUGCCGACACACAACCGGGCCUGGGAUCACCUCGCGAGGCAUUGCCUCAUUAUCAAGGGUGACGACAGCCCCUGCGCAGAGAUUAUCUCAGCAACGCAGAUAUGUUUCCGAGACAAAGCGUGAUAAUGCUCAAGUCAACGUUGAGACCGCCAUCAAACUUGACAAGAAGGACUUCAUCGACGUCGUCCCUCAAUCGCCCGAUGCGCCAAAUGUCAUGGUUAGCCCCAUGGCCGAAGUGCUAAAGCAAGUCACGACAAUGGAGGAGGGCCAGCGACCCAUCUAUCUCGACAUGCAAGCCACGACUCCUGUCGACCCGCGCGUCCUCGACGCUAUGCUACCAUUCUACACUGGUAUUUUUGGAAACCCGCACUCGAGAACACACGCCUAUGGCUGGGAGAGUGAAGAGGCCGUUGAGAAAGCACGAGAGCACAUUGCGAAGCUUAUCGGUGCUGACUCUAAAGAAAUUAUCUUCACCAGCGGCGCUACCGAGAGCAACAACAUGAGCAUCAAGGGUGUUGCGAGGUUCUUUGGCAGAUCAGGCAAGAAGAGGCAUAUCGUCACGUCGCAGACUGAGCACAAGUGCGUUCUCGACAGCUGCAGACAUCUUCAGGACGAAGGUUUUGAGGUCACAUACCUUCCUGUCAAGAACUCUGGCUUGAUCGACAUGGACGAACUGGCUGCCGCCAUCCGCCCUGAUACCGCUCUCGUCAGCAUCAUGUCCGUCAACAACGAAAUCGGCGUCAUCCAGCCCCUGGAGCAGAUCGGCAAACUCUGCCGAGAGAAGAAGACCUUCUUUCACACUGACGCAGCGCAAGCCGUCGGCAAGAUACCAAUGGACGUAAACGCUAUGAACAUUGACUUGAUGUCUAUCUCGUCCCACAAGAUUUACGGUCCCAAGGGCAUCGGAGCUUGCUACGUCCGCCGCCGGCCGAGAGUUAGGCUCGACCCUAUCAUUAGCGGAGGUGGACAGGAGAGAGGGCUGCGAAGUGGUACUCUCGCCCCGCCACUGGUUGCUGGCUUCGGUGAGGCAUGCCGCAUCGCAUAUGAGGAGAUGGAGUACGACUCGAAGCGCAUCAAGGCGCUGUCUGACCGCCUCCUCAACGGUCUCCUCUCCCUGGAACACACAACUCAGAAUGGUGAUCCCGAGCACUUUUACCCUGGUUGCGUCAAUGUUUCGUUCGCCUACGUUGAGGGCGAGUCCUUACUCAUGGCUUUGAAGGACAUUGCCUUGUCUUCCGGCAGUGCUUGCACUUCUGCCUCGUUAGAGCCCAGCUACGUCUUGCGUGCUUUGGGCAACAGCGACGAGAGCGCCCACAGCAGUAUCAGAUUCGGUAUUGGGCGUUUCACGACCGAGCAGGAGAUCGACUACGUGCUUAAGGCCGUCAAGGAGAGGGUUGACUUCCUACGUGAACUGAGCCCGCUCUGGGAAUUGGUUCAGGAAGGUGUUGAUCUGAACACGAUCCAGUGGAGCCAGCAUUAAAGCAUGGUUCUACAUACUACACGCACCGGCGCAUCCGACCUCGUCCAUCUCGCUUUGAGUCCACGAGCGAGGUUCGCGCAGGACGUCGCCCGCAUCUCUCCAAACCGGAGUUGCUUGUAUUAAAACCCACAUUUGAGAUACCUAAACAGCCGGCCUUUCGUUUUUGUGCUCGGGGAUAUUGGAGUUGGGAUUGGGGCGACCAAAGGGAAAUGAGAAAUUUGACCGGAAUGUCCACCGGCGCUCGAGCUCAACAGGGUGACAAUUGGCCAUUGUUGAGGAACUUAACCUUGUACACUACUACCUAUACAUUACCUAUCACUGGCAUGAAUGACAAUCAUGACACCCUGUGCAACGAACGAUCCAGCAGAUUAGGCAAACGGCGUGAGC
Colletotrichum destructivum is the source of this 1974-nucleotide messenger RNA. Its product is annotated as Putative aminotransferase class V domain, cysteine desulfurase IscS. NCBI's taxonomy places the organism in Eukaryota, Fungi, Ascomycota, Sordariomycetes, Glomerellales, Glomerellaceae. Gene Ontology annotation, molecular function: cysteine desulfurase activity; pyridoxal phosphate binding. The transcript is spliced from 2 exons. The record is from RefSeq and is a predicted model, not a curated record. Gene Ontology annotation, biological process: [2Fe-2S] cluster assembly. Gene Ontology annotation, cellular component: nucleus; cytosol; mitochondrion. The coding region runs from base 64 to 1587 and encodes 507 amino acids.